Lynx canadensis (Canada lynx) is the source of this 1072-nucleotide messenger RNA. It is a transcript of the gene HILPDA, whose product is annotated as hypoxia inducible lipid droplet associated. Gene Ontology annotation, cellular component: lipid droplet. Gene Ontology annotation, biological process: positive regulation of cell population proliferation; positive regulation of cytokine production; autocrine signaling. NCBI's taxonomy places the organism in Eukaryota, Metazoa, Chordata, Mammalia, Carnivora, Felidae. The record is from RefSeq and is a predicted model, not a curated record.
GUGGCUAUAAGUGGGCGGUGUGGGCGGCCUCCUGGUGUUGCCUGCGGAGGGCUGCGCCUUUGUGCUCCGAGAAUCUUCUUGGUUGCGAUUCAGCUCUGUCCCGGGGCUGACUUUCUCGACUCCUGCACGACCCGCUGUUACCGCGAGUGGACGGCUCCUGGCCCUUCCUCCUGGAGCAUCCAGAGGCCUUCCAGAAGUGGAAGAAAGCUUUACUGCUCUGCAGAGGAGUGUGGGGUCCUUUCAGCCAUGAAGCCUCUGUUGAACCUCUAUCUCUUAGGUGUGGUGUUGACGCUGCUCUCCAUUUUCGUUAGACUGAUGGAGUCCCUGGGAGGCUUACUGGAGAGCCCGUUACCUGGGAGCUCCUGGACCACCAGAAGUCAACCAGCCAGCACAGAGCCCCAGGGCCUUCCAGACCAUCCAUCCAGAGGGAUGUGAUAAGACCUCACUCCACCGGCUAUAACCUUGGAACACCAGGCAGGGUCCGGGCAGGAACUGCGCAGGCAGGCUCCGAACAUCAGUAUUAUCAGAACUGUUACCAGGCCCUUGAAGGGCCUCUCCGUCUGGAUGCUCCUGUCCUGGAAAAAGAGCCUGUCCGAUGUGAACGGGUUGCCUAUGACUGUUAUGGAAUGAUGUCACUCUUCCCGGGGUCUGCUGUACCCUCUGGUGUCCUUGACAACAGUUCUCUGACAUCUCUUAGCUAGGGGCUUGUGCUUCAUGUUCAGCCGUUGGGAGAUGGUGUCGUUUUCGUCCCUGCUUCCUCAACAUCUGCCAAGAGUUCCUUCGGACUUGCGCGUCUUAUGGUCAGUCUGUAUGGUGUUCAGCCUCUCUUCGGUGAGAGCUUGUCUGUGUGGGAGUGAUGUAUGGGUUGGUGUAUGGGAGGGGGAAUGAUGAAAUAGUGUCCAAUUCUUAUUGUUUCACAUGUUAAAUGCCCUCUCUCCCACAUACAGCGAACUUGUGAAUAUCAGUCUGAAGGGGACACUGGGAUGACAAAGCCUGCUCAGGACAUGGCAUUAUGGCCACCAUGUGGCUUAAAUGGAUUUCUAAUGAAAUAAAAGUUGAGUAUAUAUUUCUA